GCAACAGUCAUCUCUCAUCUCCUCUCCCUCUAUGCCAUGUAAGUACCAGAGCUGUGCAGGUUCAUUCAGUAGAGGCUUUUUUAGACUGAAAAGCUCCCACAAUGUUUCUGUACAUGUGGGUCUGUGUAGCCAUUCUGUACAUCUGGUGGAAAGUGAGGGAUGGAUUAAGAAUCAAUAAUAUCACAGAGAAAUAUAUACUGAUUACUGGAUGUGACACAGGAUUUGGGAACCAUGCGGCCAAGGCAUUUGAUAAACAAGGAUUCAGAGUCCUUGCGACAUGCCUGACGGAUGCUGGAGCCACGGGCCUGAGAGAGGCAACAUCAGAACGGCUGAAAACAAUACGGCUGGAUGUGACUAAUGCUGACAAUGUCUUAUCAGUGGCCAAAUGGGUGAAAGGUGAAGUUGGGAAUAAAGGACUUUGGGGUUUAAUUAAUAAUGCUGGAAUAAUGGGAACCCUUGCACCUUUUGAUUGGAUGACCAUUGACGACAUCAGGAAGCCAAUUGAGGUCAAUUUGAUUGGUUUAAUACAUGUGACACUGGUCCUGUUGCCGUUUAUCAAGAAAGCAAAGGGAAGAAUAGUGAAUGUAUCCAGCGUUGGUGGAAGAGUUGCAGCUAGUGGAGGUGCAUACUUUUCAUCUAAAUUUGGAGUUGAAGGAUUUAACGACAGCUUACGACGAGAUAUGAAAGCAUUUGGAGUAAAAGUGUCGUGCAUUGAACCUGGAUUGUUCAAAACACCCCUUUCAGACCCAGCAAAGGUUAUACAACAGCGAACGGAUAUCUGGAAGAGACUGCCUGUGGAAAUCAAGAAAGAAUAUGGAGAUAAUUAUAUACAAAUAGAUGCCAGCAAGAAACAGAAGCUGAACCAGCGCAUCCUAAACAGUGACCUCUCGUUGGUGGUCCAGUGCAUGGAACAUGCUCUAACAAGCCGCCAUCCAAGGACACGUUAUAGCGCAGGCUUUGAUGCAGCAUUUCUUUGGAUACCAUUGUCCUAUAUGCCGACGUUUAUUCAAGACUUUGUUAUCUUGAGAAACAAAGUUAAAAUCCCCACUUCAGGCAACACAACGCAUGCUCUGAGAACAGAUGUCGAUAAUACUCAAUUUCAUUUAAAUAACAACACAGGGCCUUGAAUAUUAUUUUUUCUGAUACUUCCACCAUAGAGAUUUUCAAAAGUAUACUGAAUUUGUUUACCGUCUCUUGCCUAUUUCUAUUUUUUACAAUUAUUUUAUCUUCAGUUAUGGUGAUAAAAUAUUUUACUGCCAGUUUUAUUGGAAAUUGUUGCACAUCUGCAAAACAAAUAAGUCUUACUUUUAUGUGGGUAUAAAAUCAAGGGGCUAAUUCAUUAAACUUCAAAUCUAGAUUUUUGCAGAUAUGCAAACAUUUUUUUUCUUUUUAAGUUUUUCAAAUUUCAGAGACUGAUAAAGGUCUAUAAGACUUUUUGAGGUUCUUUCUCUGCUACUUAGGGGCAAACGCAUCAAGGGUCGAAUAUCGAGGGUUAAUUAACCCUCGAUAUUUGACUGGGGAAUGAAAAUCCUUCGACUUUGAAUAUCGAUUCAAAUAGGAUGAAGAAAAAUUGCAGUGGUAAAAAAAAUCUUGACCAGGUUUAAUUGCACUUUUUUUUCACUAUUGAAUUACAUUCAAAAAUAAAUGCAUUAGCCAAGGAUUUUGAAAAUACCUAUUUUUUCAUUUUGGGUUAUUCUUUCUUUUACUUACUUUCAACCUCUUUUUUUCCCUCUGAAUUUUAUCUUGGAUGUCCUUUACAUAGUUUGAAUAAAGCACCCGUGGAGUUGGGCUUUUUUUAAAGAAUUUUUUCAAACUACCCUGUAGUGCUAGUAAAAAUGCCUUAUAAUUUUAAUUUUCAUUAUCUGUAUAUAGAAGGGUAAAUGUUUUUUCACACCAUAACCUUAUUUUUAGAAAUUCCAUAAGGGUUAAUCCAACCAAGGGCUGGGCCUGUUUCACAGUUGGGAGGGGGGCUGUUUCCAUUUCCAGAUUCUAGUUUUUCCUUGGUAGUUUUGUAACGUCAUGAAGAAGGAGAAAGACAGAAAUCCCUUUGCUAGUGGAGCUACACUUGGACAAGGCAAAAAAAAUUACAAAAAAAUUCUAUUGAAAGAUAAUAACACACAGCAUAUUAAAAUAGACCAAAUAGAAUUAAUCUUGGACUCCAUAAUUAGGCAGGUAUCACAACCACAAAAAUUUCAAUAUUUCAGGGAAAAUCACAGUUAUACAUACCCAGUUACUCCAGGCUCCCUCAGAGGACCAUUCAUACCUACUAUGCCCCUGAGGAAGCCUGAGAGGGUGAAAUGAGCAUUGGCAAAUUUUUAGGGACUAAUAGACUCAUGUUUACUUUUUCAGUGGUGAUAGUAAGAAUUGUUUACACUUGGUAGUGAUAUACUCCUGUUGGUACCUUGGGCAUAUCUAUUAUAUUUCCAGGGUACUUAGAACUGUGCUUUUCUUUGCCUUGUCAGGGUGUAGGCUCCACUAGUACAAGGGAUUCUUUUUCCUUUCUUUUUCAUUCAUUUAUUCUACUACCUCUGCGAAGCUCCCACCCAAAUUUGGGUCCAUGGACAGGGUUUAUUACAUAUAGAAUUCAUUAGGGGUAUCGGGUGAUUCUUUUUUUUUAUACAGUUUUGUAACUGACCAGAGGUGUCAGGUGCCCUAACCUUUUAGAAUUGAAAGUCACUAUGUACUCAUUCUAGGCUUGAGAAAAAGGAUCAGUAUAGUUAUUUGAGCAGCCAGAAGCUCCAAUGAGGAGGCCAGGAGGAUUAGUACUUGUGGUGUCACUGCAAGCAAUGUUCCCUAUAAGCUGUGUAUGCUUGUACGUGCAAACACAAAUUUUGAGGCCAGCGCAUACAACAAAUUAUGGUGUGCACAAAUAAUUUUGUGUGAAAGCACAAAAAUUUGCAUUUAUUGUGACCUGAGCACACAGUUUUUAAAAAUGUGCACACAAGUUUAUAAUGUAUGCACAAAGUAAUUUUUUUGCACACAUAGCCGAAAAGGAAUAAGAGGGAACAUUGCCUGCAAGUAUUGGGACUCAAGUAGUUCAGGCUCAGUAAUAGGACAAUUCUGAAGACUAUUUCACCUAUAAGUGAGUACUACCUCGGGGUGGUGGAAAUACUAUGCCUCUGCUAAUAUAAUCAAAUGGAUGAAACUGUCUGAAGUAUCUGUGAAGUGAUGGAUUAUGGUAACAAAGAGAUUGUGUAAAAUUCAGUAAAUAAAGAGUAAUCUUGCUGGUGCUUA
Molecule: messenger RNA, 3234 nt
Organism: Xenopus laevis (African clawed frog)
Lineage: Eukaryota; Metazoa; Chordata; Amphibia; Anura; Pipidae
Gene: dhrs9.L
Product: dehydrogenase/reductase (SDR family) member 9 L homeolog
Exons: 5
Coding region: 102-1127 (341 amino acids)
Biological process (GO): steroid metabolic process
Molecular function (GO): oxidoreductase activity
Source: RefSeq, a predicted model, not a curated record